UGAAUGUCGCCCGUUUUGGAUUAGCCCGCAUCGUUCACGUCAAUAUGAUAAUAACUGCUAAGGUGGUUAGCAUUUGUCUGGGCGUGGCACUCACUGCCUUCACCAUCUCCACAAUCGUGCUGGCCGUGCAAAAGGCGAAUUUGACGGCGGACUUGCGCGAUGCACAGGAGAAAUUAGAUCAGCUCGAGGCUGGCUUCACGUCCACCACGGCUGUACCCAGUUCCCCGACUGAGAGCACCACUGUGGAGCCGGGCCCCACAGAGCCGCCGGAGAAAAUUGACUAUCGUCUGCCGACUGCAUUGACACCCACAAACUAUGAUCUCUAUUUGUAUCCGAAUAUCGAGACGGGUGAGUUUACGGGCGAGGAGACAAUUAGCAUAACCGUGAACGAUCCUACGGAUAAGAUAGUACUACAUUCGCUAAACUUGAAUAUCAAGAGUGCGCACGUCUAUCAGGCGAUGGAGCCAACCAUUGCGGUCAAGGACUACGAGUUCGAUGCGAUUCGCGAGUUUCUCAUCAUUCACUUGACCCAGGAUCUGGCCAAGGGUGCAACUGUAUUGCUCACCCUCGAGUUUUCCGGCAAUAUGGAAAAUAAAAUUGUUGGCCUGUAUAGCUCGUCCUAUGUGAAGGCCGACGAAAGCCGCAAAAAGAUAGCCACCUCCAAGUUCGAGCCGACCUAUGCCCGCCAGGCGUUCCCCUGCUUCGAUGAGCCCGCCCUGAAGGCCACCUUCGAGAUCACGUUGGUACAUCCGAAGGACGGCGACUACCAUUCGCUCUCCAACAUGAAUGUGGAGGAUCAGCUGGAGAAGGACACUUACACAGAGGUGCGGUUUGCCAAGAGUGUGCCGAUGAGCACCUACCUCGCGUGCUUCAUUGUCUCCGACUUUAAGUCGAAGACAGUGAAAAUCGAUACGAAGGGCAUUGGCGAGCCCUUCGACAUGGGCGUCUAUGCCACACCCGAACAGAUAGAGAAGGUCGACUUUGCCACGACGGUGGGCAAGGGCGUCAUUGAGUACUACAUCGACUAUUUCCAAAUCGAGUACCCGCUGCCCAAGCUGGAUAUGGCCGCCAUACCCGAUUUCGUGUCGGGCGCCAUGGAGCACUGGGGUCUGGUCACCUAUCGAGAGACGUCUCUGCUGUACGAGGAGGCCACCAGCUCCACGGUGAACAAGCAGCGCGUCGCCAGUGUGAUAGCCCACGAGUUUGCGCACAUGUGGUUCGGUAAUUUAGUUACUAUGCAUUGGUGGAAUGAUUUAUGGCUGAACGAAGGUUUCGCCAGCUUUAUUGAAUAUCUGGGCGUGGAUUCCGUCUUUCCCGAAUGGAAUAUGCGGGAUCAAUUUAUUGUGAGCACUUUGCAUGCAGUGUUCAACCUGGAUGGCACUCUGGGCUCACAUCCCAUCAUUCAGAAGGUUGAGAAUCCAGAUCAGAUAACAGAGAUCUUUGACACCAUUACGUAUUCCAAAGGCUCCUCGCUGGUGCGCAUGUUGGAAGAUUUUCUGGGCGAGACAAUCUUUCGCCGAGCGGUUACCAAUUAUCUAAAUGAAUACAAAUACCAAAACGCCGUAACGGACAACUUCUUUGCCGAGAUUGACAAAUUGGGGCUGGACUUUAAUGUGACGGACAUCAUGCUGACAUGGACGGUGCAGAUGGGUCUGCCGGUAGUCACGAUCACCAAGGUUACCGAUACUGAAUACAAAUUGACACAGAAGCGUUUCUUGUCCAAUCCAAAUGACUAUAACGUGGUGCAUGAGCCCUCGGAAUUCAACUAUCGCUGGUCCAUACCCAUCACAUAUACGACCAGCCAAGAUCCCACGGUGAAGCGCGAAUGGUUUUAUCACGAUAAGAGCGAAAUCACUAUAACCGUGCCCACGGCUGUAAAUUGGAUCAAGUUCAAUUACGAUCAAGUGGGCUAUUAUCGCGUCAACUAUGAUCAGUCCCUCUGGGCGUCGCUGGCCGAUCAGAUGGUGGCCAAGCCAGAGGCAUUCAGCGCCGGCGAUCGCGCCUCCCUGUUGAACGAUGCCUUCGCCCUGGCCGAUGCCACGCAGCUGCCCUACGAGAUUGCCUUCGACAUGACCAAGUACUUGGACAAGGAGGUGGAGUAUGUGCCCUGGAGCGUGGCAGCUUCCAAGCUGACCUCGCUGAAGCACACUCUCUUCUACACCAGCAGCUAUGCCAAGUUCAAGAAAUAUGCCACAACUCUGAUUGAGCCGAUUUACACGUCGCUCACCUGGACGGUAGGAGAGGACCACUUGGAUAACCGCCUACGUGUGACCGCCCUGAGUGCGGCUUGUUCGUUGGGUUUAGAGUCCUGCUUGACUGAGGGCGGUCAACAGUUCAAGGCCUGGCUUGCCACGCCCGAUACGCGACCCAGUCCUGAUGUGCGCGAGACUGUCUACUACUAUGGUAUGCAGUCGGUGGGCAACCAGGAGAUUUGGGAUACCGUCUGGGAGCUGUUCGUCAAUGAGGCCGACGCCAGUGAGAAGUCGAAGCUGAUGUAUGGCCUGGCCGCCGUGCAGGAGCCUUGGCUGCUGCAGCGCUACAUUGAUCUGGCCUGGAAUGAGGAGUAUGUGCGCGGCCAAGAUUACUUCACCUGCCUGACCUACAUCUCGGCCAAUCCCAUGGGCGAGUCGCUGGUAUGGGACUAUGUGCGCGAGCACUGGCCGCAGCUGGUGGCCCGCUUUGGCCUGAACGAACGCUACUUGGGCAAUCUGAUACCAUCGAUAACGGCGCGAUUCCACACUCAGACCAAGCUCGAGGAAAUGGAACAGUUCUUUGCCAAGUACCCAGAGGCGGGUGCGGGCACAGCAGCGCGCGUGCGUGCCCUGGAGACAGUCAAGAACAACAUUGUGUGGUUGGCCGAAAAUCUCGAAAGCGUCGAUGCCUGGCUGGAGCAGCAACAGCGACUGAACCUGAAUUGUGACCAACUUCUUCAGUUAGCGAUCGUCGGUCGAGGCAUCAAGAUGUUUUCGAACGGCUAUGGAUUAAGCGUGUUUCUGCUCUUCGCCGUUAUGGUCUUCCUUGUGGGGGCAGAUCUGCGAGAUAUGAGGGAGAAGAUUGAUAUAUACGAGACGCCAAACGAUACGCAGAUCUACAGAUCUAGAAGAGCAAUGCGCGGAACUAAAGAGGAGAUCGACUACCGCCUGCCCAAAACGGUUAAGCCCUCCAGCUAUGAGCUGUAUUUGCAUCCAAAUUUGGAGGCGGACACCUUUAUGGGCCAAGAGAAAAUCCGUAUCAAUGUGCUAGAGACAACCAAUCAAAUCGUCUUGCACUCACAAGACCUGGUCCUGACCAGUGUCUAUGUAAUGAAUCACGAGGUGGAGAACUACGAGUUGGAUGAGCUGCGUCAGUUGCUGAUUGUCAAUAUGAAGGAACCCCUGGCCGCGAAUGUCGUCGUCACGCUGGGCAUCGUCUUCGAGGGAAAGUGGUUGGGCAAACUGGAAGGACUCUACAGCAGCAGCUACUCAACGCCCGCGGGACAGCGUCGCAAAAUUGCGACGACCAAGUUUGAGCCAACCUAUGCCCGUCAGGCGUUUCCCUGCUUCGAUGAGCCCGCUCUGAAGGCCACCUUCACUAUCAGCGUGGUGCAUCCCAAUUCCGGCUCUUAUACAGCGCUCUCGAACAUGAACGAGGAGGAUUCCAUGAAUCUGGGCGAGGAGUCAAUGGUCACUUUUGCCAGCAGCGUCCCAAUGAGCACUUAUCUCGCCUGCAUCAUUGUCUCCGACUUUGACUCACAGACGGGCACGGUCAAGGCCAACGGAAUCGGAAACGAUUUUACAAUGCGCGCCUUUGCCACGCCUCAUCAGCUGCAUAAGGUGAAGUAUGCCUUAGAUUUUGGCAUUGCUGUCACCGAGUACUAUAUCAAAUACUUCAACGUGGAGUACCCGCUGCCCAAGCUGGACAUGGCGGCCAUACCGGACUUUUCCUCCAAUGCCAUGGAGCACUGGGGUCUGGUCACCUACAGAGAGACGGCGUUGCUCUAUGACGAGAACUACAGUUCCACGCUGAACAAGCAGUCCAUUGCUGGUGUGCUGGCCCAUGAGAUAACCCAUCAGUGGUUUGGCAACCUGGUGACCAUGAAUUGGUGGAACGACUUGUGGCUAAACGAGGGAUUCGCUCGCUUCAUGCAGUACAAGGGCGUGCACGCAGUGCAUUCGGACUGGGGCAUGCUGGAGCAAUUUCAAAUAUUGGCUUUGCAGCCCGUGCUCGUCUACGACGCCAAACUGUCCUCGCAUCCCAUUGUGCAGAAGGUGGAGUCUCCGGAUGAAAUUUCGGCCAUCUUUGAUACGAUCAGCUAUGAGAAGGCGGGCUCUGUGCUGCGCAUGCUGGAAUCCUUGGUGGGCUCCGAGAAGUUUGAGGCUGCUGUAACGAGCUAUCUGACCAAAUUCAAGUACGCCAAUACCGUCACGGAUGACUUCCUCACUGAGGUGGCUGCCCAAUUCAGCGAUUUGGAUGUGAAGCUAUUGAUGCGCACCUGGACAGAGCAGAUGGGCUAUCCGGUGCUGAAUGUACGGCGUGUCGGUGAGACUGAUUUUAUGAUCGAGCAACAGCGGUUCCUCUCCAAUAAGGACAGUUACGACGUGGUGGUAGAUCCCGUUGAGUUUGGCUACAAGUGGACCGUGCCUGUUACCUACAUUCUGGACAACUCACCGGUCACUGAAGUCAACAGUCGUGUUUUUGAGUACAAUCAAGAAACGUUGGAUAUUGAGGUACCAACGAGUGCCAAGUGGAUCAAGCUGAACGUACGUCAGUUGGGCUACUAUCGCGUCAACUACGAGUCCAGCAUUUGGCAAGCUCUCAUCCAGCAGCUAAUUACUCAGCCGACGCGUUUCGACGUCGCGGAUCGAGCUCAUCUACUGAACGAUGCUUUCGCCCUGGCCGAUGCCAGCCAGCUCUCGUACAGAGUGCCCCUGGAGAUGACCGCCUAUCUGCCCGACGAGCGUGACUUUGUGCCUUGGUAUGUGGCUAGUAGUGGACUGUUUUCGUUGCGGGAUCAGCUCAUGUUCACCGAUACCUAUGUUGACUAUAUGAGCUAUGCACGCACCCUGCUGACGAAUGUCUACAACCAGGUCGGCUGGACCGUUGAGCAGGAUAACCAUUUGGGCAAUCGUCUGCGCAUGUCUGUGCUGAAAUUAGCCUGUGCACUGGAGUUAAAGGAUUGUCAGGAGCAAGCAGAGCAACGCUUCACCAAAUGGCUCAACGCACCAACUGCGGAAAAUCGUCCAGCGCCCGAUCUGCGCGAGGUAGUCUACUACUAUGGCAUGCAGCAGGCGAGCAACGAGAAGAACUGGGAGGCGCUGCUGGAGCUGUUCAAGGCGGAGUCCGAUGCCAGCGAGAAGUCGAAACUGAUGUAUGGUCUGUCCGCUGUGCAGGACGCUCAGCUGCUUUACCGUUUCUUGGACCUGGCCAGCGAUGAGACUAUUGUGCGCUCCCAGGACUAUUUCACCGCUGUGGAAAAUAUCGCUAACAAUCCUGUAGGCCUGCCCAUUGUAUGGGACUACUAUCGGGAGAAUUGGCCCACUCUAGUCGCACGCUUUGGCCUUAACAAUCGCAGUUUUGGCAGAUUAAUUGCCAGAAUAACGAGCAAAUUUUCCAGUGAACAAAAGCUGCAGGAGGUGGAGUCAUUCUUCCUUAAAUAUCCAGAGUCGGGAGCCGGCGCUUCGUCCAGGCAGGAGGCGAUCGAGACCAUCAAAUAUAAUAUCAAUUGGCUCAAGGCGAAUAAGAACGAUAUUGCCAGUUGGCUGGGCGGUUCGCCUUCCCCAAUGACCUCUAAAUACCCAUUGUAAAAUACGAAAAAAUUUUCCCAUAUCCAAUAAAUGUCGAUUCACCAAAAA
This is a messenger RNA of Drosophila mojavensis, 5831 nucleotides long. RefSeq lists its product as uncharacterized. Gene Ontology annotation, cellular component: cytoplasm. Lineage: Eukaryota; Metazoa; Arthropoda; Insecta; Diptera; Drosophilidae. Gene Ontology annotation, biological process: proteolysis; peptide catabolic process. Gene Ontology annotation, molecular function: peptide binding; metalloaminopeptidase activity; zinc ion binding. Bases 45 to 5783 code for a protein of 1912 amino acids. The record is from RefSeq and is a predicted model, not a curated record. The transcript has 13 exons.